AGGUAAAGUCUCGUACCGCGUAUUGUCGUUGAAAUGGCGAAUGUGAUAACAUGUAACAUGGAUUAAAACUACAACAUUACAGCUGUCCUUGGGUUUACUGAUGUGUACAUUGUGAUCGUCCUCGCGCAUUUUCGAAUGGACACGUCUAGUGAUUCCAGUGCUUAUAAGACAACUGUUUCUUCAACUCACGGGAUAUAAUUAAGGUCAUAUAAAACGUUGACUCAAGAAACGACGAUCUAUUUCCUGUUGAGCAAUACAUGACUGGAUUUGUAGAAAUGCCAAGGAUGCAUGUUACCUCUCUUGUUCUCUUGAUCAUAGUUCUGACAGUACAAGGACUCAACGUUACACACAUUAGCUGUGGCACCUACUGCGAUGCAAUGCCUGGAAAAGCAUAUACAUUAAGUUGUUCCUGGAUUAAAAUGCUUUCUUCAGGUAUCAUAUGGGCAAUCAACGGAGUUCAAAAACUGGUAUGUGACAAACAUGGAACAUGUGAAUGUAUUGAUCCUGAUGAAGGAGGAUAUAAUGGAUCUUAUUACAAUAACUCGGCAAAGCUGGUUAUUCAAUCAUUUGAUUAUAAUAAACACAGUGGCCUCUGGAAAUGUCAAGAUGGUUCUGGCCCCCAAAAGAGUUGUUACAUUCACCAAAGAGAUAUUGGCACAUUGCAAGGCACUUGUGAAAAACACGGAGGAAUGCACAAUGUCAGCUGCUUUGGUGUGCCAUCAAGAAACACAUUUCCACUGGAAGUAGAGAUUAAGAAUAGUAGUGGUGCUGUAAUUGCGUACGGAAGUGGUCCAGUGGAUAGUGUACAGCCUGACCGGGAAAAAGAAACAUACAACUGUACUGUAUCCGGCGAGGCAACAGAAUGUCUUAAGGUCAAACACGUUACUAUCAAAUGCGAAAGUGACAUUGUCACAUCAUCAGGACCGAAAUUCCAAGGGACCAUUCUUGUCAUCAUUGCGAUAUUUUCACUUUGAUUCUGCUGAAGCCACUGGACAGGAAACUUAAGGCAAAGCUGUUGAAACUGUGAACGCUGUAUCCAAGCUCUAGCAUUUUGCAAUAAUAUUGUUCAACAUUAUUGAUUGGUUAUUGUAAAUAUAAUCUUACGACUACACUGAAAACAUAAAACAAUUAGCAUAAAAACAUAAUAACAACUUGUGGUGAAGUUAUUUAUAUAGUGUAUAAAUACAGUAUUUUGUGGUCAUUGAUCAGGUUAUAAAUCUAUUAGAUUCUUUAAGAUAAUCAUAAACUACUUGGAAAAUAAUCAUGAGUAUUGUCAACAUAAAGGAAUGAAUCCAUGUCUGCUAGGCCUCCUUCAGUCAAACGCUUAUGUCUAAAACUGUUAUAGUUAUAGAAAACUUUACCCGAUGUUUGAUCCUUUGCAGUUACUCUAAACAGACCAACGUUUAAGCUGCUACAUGAGUGCACUUGUCUCGUUUGAAAAUGUUAGCAGCUAUAUUGCCAUAGUAAUAACAUUCUGUUUCGGAUAUAGCAUGGACGGUAAUAUUUGUUUAAACAUUGACAACGAUGAAUUGUUUGAUAUUUCAUUCUAUUUUUUCCCCCGUAUAUAUAGAUUUUCUGGUAUAUAUCCUUUCAGAAAAAGUGUAGGUCUCACAAACUGAUAGUGAUAUCUGAUUCAUAACGUAUGUCAUAUUUAGUGGUACUUCGUGGUAGCAACUCGUAUGGCGUAUGACAGAGUUGUAUUGUUAAUUAUCUUUCAAACUGAUGUGAGUCUUUCUUCUUCUAUACUUAUGAUCGAGGUACCCAUCCAGUUUCAAAAGAUAUCAAACUAUUCCCUUGAUGUAAAAUGUCUUAAGUCAGUAACUAUCAGCUCCUAGUUCUAUUUCUCUAAGCCUCCUAAUCAUAUUCGGUACAAUUAUCUUCAGAGGCAUAUUCCAAAAUCGAUCUAAUUAAGAUUAUGAACAUUCUUUGAGUGAAUUAGUUUGUGUUUGAGUGUUCUCUUUGCUGUUACUAUUGUAAAAGUGCUUGAGAUAAUAUUAGCAAUUUGUAUCAACCAUUUGUUGUCUUGAGAGAGCUUUAUUUCAAAUAUUUGUGUGGCGACACGUUUGAAAUUAGGUUGUUGUUAAAUUAAAGAGAUGGGUAAAUAGCAUUACUUUUGUGAUUAAACAACACAAAUUUAGUUUCGGAAGUUUUGAAUUGAAUUAACAAUGUAUUGGCCCAGUGGCCAAGUAGGAAAUAUAUAAAUAAUUUCACAAUUAUAUAUAUUUGCCUCAUAUUUAACUGCACUGAUAAAUUAACUGAUAGCCGUUUUAUAUGAAGUUUAUGAAAACUAGUUACGUGUUCAUUUUUAAUUCAUUUUAAAAUUUGAUGAUCACUGUUCAUCAAUUUGUACCAUUAUACAAAUGGUGUGACACGUGUAGGGGGAAGUAGGUUAUAUUGAUGUUGUUACGAUUUACAUGCUUCUAAUACGCCCAUCUCUUUUUAGAUUUGUGCACACCCACCAUACUUUUAAGAAUUCAUAUGAAUUAAAACUGAUAUCUUACAACCAUUAUGACCUCUAAACUGCUUGUGCGGGAAAGGUAUGUUUCUCCACUUUCAUAAAUAAUAUAAAGUAGCAUUCAGUUUAUAUUCAGUAGGUCAUUUCAACUCUUUUCAAGGAAAGUAGAGCAUGUAUUAUUGAUUGCUAUGACACUAUCAAAUGUAUUGUUACACAGAAACGUUUUAUGACACAGAACUGCGUGUGAUACAUUACAAGUGUGGAUAUGAAUGGUAGCAAUACAUGUUUUACUAAGCCCAUUUUAAAUGCGCAUAAGCACAUACACCUUUUCAACGCACAUAUUAUCGAUUAUGCUAAUCGCAGAGUGUACAGUAGUGAAAUGACUACAGCUAUAUUUGAAUAUCAUGCAAACGUUAUGUUUAAAUCAGUGCCACAUCACAUAUGAGAUGUGGCACUAUUCUAAGCGUGUAUAUGUAUGUAUGAAUAGAAAAAGAACAGAUGUCCAUUAUGCUUUUGAAACGUAUAAUUUUCCAAACUUUCCUUCUUAGUUUAAUGUAUAUUUGUGCACUCACACCAUGAAUAUAUUUACGUCUCCAACUAGUGUCACUACUGUCAGUAAGGCAAUGUGACGUGACAAAUAUUAUGUCGGCCGUCAUACAUGACCAUGUCUCCCUCAAUUGUCACUAAAUGUAACGUCAUAGGAAUUCAUUACGACUAUGACUGCGUUUCACAAGGACUUUUGACAAGUACAAAUAUCUAGACUCUGUUUUGUUGUAUAUUUAAUGCUUCUACACCUGAAGAUGUCACUUUUUAUAUAUCAUUCUAAGGGAGGCUAGGCUCGGGGCAAUCAUCAACAGUAAUCCAUAUUUUAAUUUUCAUACACUUCAUGUCAAUAUGAUAGAUGCUGUGGCAACACAUAUGUGCUUAUAUAUGCUGAAAUAAACACAUUAUCCUGUC
Molecule: messenger RNA, 3412 nt
Organism: Haliotis rufescens (red abalone)
Lineage: Eukaryota; Metazoa; Mollusca; Gastropoda; Lepetellida; Haliotidae
Exons: 5
Coding region: 258-974 (238 amino acids)
Source: RefSeq, a predicted model, not a curated record